UAUCAGGGCUUGGCACGUUUGUUUGAGCGCUUAUCCGUGCCUGCACCUUGCAAAGCUGCAUCCUUCCCCGGCUUAAAAAGGAAAUCUGCAUCAACAAGGCACUCGGGGAAAAAAAAAACUUUUUAAAGAGCCAAACGUCGACGAAUGGAGGUGACAGAAAAUGGCUCCGUUCAGAUGUCUGCGGCGCUCAGCGGAUAAAACACAGUGGAUUCUCAGAGCGGCAAACAGCUGGUGUCGUGCCCUUCAGGCUGAUGAGAGGUACCCUGGCUAACAGGGUCAAGUGAUGGAGAAAGUCGAGAGGUGUACUCCACAUAUCUCCGGGGAUGGCUGCAGCCCUGUGAAGACGGAGCCAGGACUGGUCAGCGAGACCCCCACUAACGAGGGAGCUGGGGUAGACAUCAGGACCCCAGCGCAGCUCUCUCCCCAAGGAGAUGCCGCCCAGCAGGAGGAUGGGGGCUGUCCGGAGACGGGGCUGAGCUUGUCGGAGGGGCUGGCGUUGGCUGUGCCGGUCAUCAGCUUGGGUCACUGCAAGCUGCACCCGCUGAGCGGUGCCCACCCGGUGAAUGGCGGGCCGCGGACCACCCAACUGACCGCCCUGCACCCCAUGCCCUCCCUGGUGCCCGGCUCGGAGGGCAGGAUGGUGCAGCUUUCCACCCACCCCGUGGCAUCAAUGGUCGGCUCGCCCUAUGGCCCCCACCCCAUCAUCAACAGUACGUACAUUGGAGCAACAAGCACCUUCAGCAUGUUUCCAAACAGCAGGAUCAAAAGGAGAUCAUCACAUCAUUAUGAAGUGGAGAUGCGUGCAGGCCCGCCCCAGAAGGUGGUCCGCCGCAUGUUCACCAACAGCCGCGAGCGGUGGAGGCAGCAAAACGUGAACGGUGCAUUCUCCGACCUCCGCGGGCUGAUCCCCACCCACCCCCCGGACAAGAAGCUGAGCAAGAACGAGAUCCUGCGGCUGGCCAUGAAGUACAUCGACUUCCUGGUGCAGCUCCUGGAUGACCAGAGCGGCGAGCGGGAGCGUGAGCGGGAGCCCGUGGACGGAGCGUGGCCCAGGGCCGGGUGGCGGGGGGCUGGUGAAGCGGCGGUGGGGCAGUCACCGCGGGCCACCUUGCCCGGCCCCCUGGCCUCACCGGUCAAGCUGGGGCUGGCGGACAUGGCGGCCAUGGCUGUACGGAGGCAGCUCUCCACCAUCGCCAACGGCAACGGGACGCCGUCGCCCACCGCCGCCAGUCCCUACGGUAACGUCUGCAGCCCCAACACUGAGGGGGAGGAGGGGGAAGAACAGGAACACUUGAUAAAGACAGAACCAGAGGUGGAACAACCCAGCCUGGUCUCGGCCGUGGCCCAGAGAUGAUAUGGAGCGGCUCAGAGGACACCAUCACUGUAAAAGCUCCAGGCCCAGAGCACGCCACACUCCUGCCCAAAGAUCUUUGCCCCUGGACAAAGAGCCACAGUACUGACGGCAAACAGGGACACUCAGCGAUGGGUUUGACUCCUGCCCUCAUGGGCCAUUGGCCUAGUCUACAGCCUGGACCUACCAUGGAUAAUUCAGUGAUACAGUAUUACCACGACUGCCUAGGUCACAGUCAGAUGCUUUGUUUUGUGGACAACCCAGAGACACCAGUGUUGCCAUGUCUCAGCACUGACAAAGUUACAACAGUUCACCGAACGGUCUCAUCUACUGCCCG
Leucoraja erinaceus (little skate) is the source of this 1688-nucleotide messenger RNA. RefSeq names its product protein lyl-1-like. The record is from RefSeq and is a predicted model, not a curated record. Bases 284 to 1354 code for a protein of 356 amino acids. Gene Ontology annotation, molecular function: protein dimerization activity; RNA polymerase II cis-regulatory region sequence-specific DNA binding; DNA-binding transcription factor activity, RNA polymerase II-specific. Lineage: Eukaryota; Metazoa; Chordata; Chondrichthyes; Rajiformes; Rajidae. Gene Ontology annotation, biological process: regulation of transcription by RNA polymerase II. The transcript is spliced from 4 exons.